Molecule: messenger RNA, 486 nt
Organism: Ctenocephalides felis (cat flea)
Lineage: Eukaryota; Metazoa; Arthropoda; Insecta; Siphonaptera; Pulicidae
Product: coagulation factor IX-like
Exons: 4
Biological process (GO): proteolysis
Molecular function (GO): serine-type endopeptidase activity
Source: RefSeq, a predicted model, not a curated record
AUGAAAGUUAUAUUAGCCUUUUUGUUUGUAGCAGCGGCUACAGCUGCUCCGGAUGAGGAUGUAAUCGGUUUUCCUGACGGUUUUCCGAGAGUGGUUGGCGGCCACACCGCGGACCCACAUCAAUUCCCGUGGCAAGUGUCCUUGCAGAUGUUUGGCAGCAUCAUAUACAACUCCAAAUGGGUGAUAACCGCAGGACAUUGCAUCAUGGGUAUAAAUGGAUUUGAGGCGGUAGCAGGAAAACAUGAUCUGUCCAAGACCGAGUCGACUGAACAACGUUCUGCCUUCAAGAGAACCUUUGUGCACAAAUCAUACGGAGGAAGCGUUGGUCCUUAUGAUAUUGCAGUGAUUGAAGUGGAUCCACCAUUUAAAUUUAAUGAAGCCGUGCAGGCUGUGAAAUUGCCAUUGAGAGAUGAACCUCACUCAGGGCAGGUUACAUUAUCCGGUUGGGGUUCUACAUCGUCUACUAGUUUCCCAUCACAGCAAGAU